This is a messenger RNA of Phytophthora sojae, 1245 nucleotides long. RefSeq lists its product as hypothetical. The transcript is spliced from 2 exons. NCBI's taxonomy places the organism in Eukaryota, Oomycota, Peronosporomycetes, Peronosporales, Peronosporaceae. Gene Ontology annotation, biological process: Mo-molybdopterin cofactor biosynthetic process. The record is from RefSeq and is a predicted model, not a curated record. Bases 1 to 1245 code for a protein of 414 amino acids. Gene Ontology annotation, molecular function: cyclic pyranopterin monophosphate synthase activity; GTP 3',8'-cyclase activity; metal ion binding.
AUGCACCGCCUAGUCUCGGCCUUGCCAAGACGCACCGCUCGCUGCAGCGCUGCUCUCAGCACUCGCGCCGAAUGGAAGCGCCAGGUGAAGGAAGGUCUGAGUCUGCACGACUUCCUCUCGAACAGUCGACCCAAGGGCAACUCCAGCGGCACACAGGUCCAGCCGAGCACUUCAAGCCCAGAAGAAUCGCUGCAGCAGAUCCGCCAGAUUCUGGCAGAGAUCCGACAAUCGUCUAGAGAAGAACCAGCACCUGCACAGCUAGUGGACCGAUUCGGGCGAGCUCACACUUAUCUGCGUAUUUCGCUAACCGAGCGCUGCAAUUUGAGGUGUCGGUACUGCAUGCCGGAGGAGGGGGUGCCCUUGCAGCCCACAGGAGACCUCCUGACCACGCCCGAGAUCAUCCGAUUGGCGAAGCUCUUUGCCUCUUCUGGCGUGAAGAGGAUUCGGCUCACGGGUGGCGAGCCGCUGCUUCGGCGAGAUUUGGUGGAAUUGGUGACUCAGCUGAGAGCGAUUCCGGGCAUCGAGUCGGUGGGGGUCACGACGAAUGGCAUCACGCUGCAGAGAAAGCUGCUGGCGUUGCAGCAAGCAGGCGCGGAUAGACUGAACAUCAGCUUGGACACCUUGCAGCCGGAGAAGUUUGCUCACAUCACGAGGCGUCGAGGAUUCACGCGGGUCAUGAAUUCCAUUAUGGAAGCGCAGACGCUGGGGUUCACCCCGCUCAAGAUUAACUGCGUGGUGCAGCGGCAUUUCAAUCUGGACGAAGUUGUGGACUUUGUGGCUUUCACGGAGAAGCACGCAGUGGACGUGCGCUUUAUCGAGUGGAUGCCGUUCGACAGCAACAGGUGGAAUGACGAGACGUUCGUCCCGUUCAAGGAGAUGAUGGACAUUAUCAAGGCCGAGUUCCCCACCGUGAAGAAGCUGCAGGAUGGCGCGAAUGACACGUCGAAAGCAUUCCACGUCCCAGGAUUUAAAGGGCAGUUUGGUUUUAUCACGUCUAUGAGUGAACACUUUUGCGGCUCGUGUAAUCGACUUCGACUGACUGCCGAUGGGAACUUGAAGGUUUGCCUCUUCGGGAACACCGAGGUCAGCUUGCGGGACGCCAUGCGUCACAACAUCGCGGACAAGGACAUCCGCGCUAUUGUCGACGUAGCAGUAAAGCGGAAGAAGUUUGCGCUAGGCGGUCAUGGAGACAUGUAUGGCCUGUCAAAAGCGAAGAACCGCCCGAUGAUUCUCAUCGGAGGGUAG